UUAUACCAAAUAUUUUGACAUUACGAAAUCUUGCUAAGAACCUUGAACGUGAAAAAGAGGAACGAAGGAAAGAGCUUAACAUAAUGAACCCAUCAGACCAUAAAAUUCUAAUGCAAGAAUUUUUGCAAGUUGCACAUUUAUCUCCAAGCACAAAGCAUGAUGAAUCAGCAAGAAGACUACUUGAAAUGGAGAAAGUAAUUAAAUAUAAGGUUGAAGAAAUAAGUAGAAAGAUCUAUGUCAAAGUUGAAUCUGAAACUACCCCAGGGUUUCACCUUCGUGCCGCAGCCCUUUAUAUUAAUAAACUUCGUAAACAAGAGCCAAAUAAACAUUUACCUAAAAUGAUUUUUCUGACUUAUCAAGAAGCUCAAAAUAUUUAUCAUAGUCAAUAUGAUGAUAAGUCGGAAGUACUAGUAGGUUCUGAGAACGAAGAUGAUAUUAGUAAUAAGAGCGAUGAGGACACAGAUAAUGAAAGCAAUGACCAUAACAUUAAUGACAAUAGUCGAAUAACUACCUCAUCUAAGGAAAUUUUUAAUCACAUAGAACAUAUUCUUGGAAUCAACUCUUCUUUAGUAAUGUCGCCAUCUAAUGUGCCUGUACUGAAUGAACCAAGAUCUAACAAAAUCAACAUUGAUACCUUAAAUAUAACUGCUAUCUACAAACAAGAGUUUAAAGAAUUCUUAGAAUCUAUUUUGAGAAAUCUCCAAACUUUGCAGGAAAAUUCAUUGUUCUUACAAAACCUAAUUAAAUCCAAGAACCCGUCAAUAAAAGAACAAUAUAAUGAAAGUGAUCAAUAUACACUACUGACUCACCUUCUUAGCCUUGUUACUUCGAACUCAUUCAAAGAAAUGCAGAAUUUAGUGAACAUAAUUUAUAAAGAUAUGAAUCCUCAUAGACACACAACUUCCAAUGCUAAUAUUCUUCCAUUAGAACAAGAAACCAAACAAAAAUGGAAGGUAUCCUACAAAAGCUAA
Molecule: messenger RNA, 971 nt
Organism: Racocetra persica
Lineage: Eukaryota; Fungi; Glomeromycota; Glomeromycetes; Diversisporales; Gigasporaceae
Source: the annotation of a GenBank genome assembly